Molecule: messenger RNA, 3697 nt
Organism: Leucoraja erinaceus (little skate)
Lineage: Eukaryota; Metazoa; Chordata; Chondrichthyes; Rajiformes; Rajidae
Gene: b3gnt9
Product: UDP-GlcNAc:betaGal beta-1,3-N-acetylglucosaminyltransferase 9
Exons: 2
Coding region: 2339-3589 (416 amino acids)
Cellular component (GO): membrane
Molecular function (GO): hexosyltransferase activity
Source: RefSeq, a predicted model, not a curated record
GAGCAGGUUCCUCUCUCCUCUUCCUCCUGAAGUCAACGACCAGUUCUUUUGUCUUUGAUGGGUUGAGUACCAGGUUGUUUUUGGUACACCAGACAGUCAGUUUUUGGACUUCAUCCCUGUAGGCAGACUCGUCGUUGUUGUUUAUCAGUCCCACCACAGUCGUGUCGUCCGCAAACUUGAUGAUCCUGUUUGUACUGUGUGUUGAUAUACAGUCAUAAGUAUAUAUUGUAUACAAGAUGGGACUCAGCACACAACCUUGUGGCGCUCAUGAGCUGAGCGUCAGGACUGGGGAGUAAUUGGACCCCAUCCUGACAGUCUGUGGGUGGUCUGUUAAAAAGUCCUUAAUCCAUCCGCAUGUGUUUGCAUUAACACCCAGAUCAGACAGUUUGUCCACCAUUCUGCUGGGGAUGAUGGUAUUAAAUGCAGAACUAAAAUCUACAAAUAACAUCCUCACAUAUGAGCCAGGACGCUCCAGAUGUGUCAGUGCAGAAUGUAGAGCUAUGUUGAUGGCAUCCUCCGUUAACCUAUUAGCUCUAUAUGCAAUCUGAUGCUGAUCCAGGGUGGAUGGGAGUGAGGACUUAAUGUGGGCCAGGACCAGCCGUUCAAAACACUUCAUCACCGUUAAAGUGAGAGCAACAGGUCUAUAGUCAUUCAAGCUGGUAAUGGAUGUUUUUUUGGGUACAGGCAUGAUGGUAGCAGUUUUAAAGCAUUUAGGGACAAUGCAGAAUUAAUUCAAAGAUAGACACAGGAAGGAACUGCAGAUGCUGGAAAAUCGAAGGUAGACAAAACUUGACCCCAUACAUUUCCAUGUGAAAGACAGAGUGUGCUCUCUCUGUGCUAUGGGUCAAGAACCUUGAGGGUCAAAGUAAGACUGAAUUUCAUCAAAAGUAAGGCAUUAUUAACUUACUUUUGAUGAAAUUCAGCGAGCAAACGGGAUAAUUCCAGAUAUUUUGGAUCUUAAAAUCACCACGGCAAUUGUCAGCUGUUCACUUCCGCCACUUUCUACCUUCAGUUCCCUCUUGUAAUUACCUCACUUUCUAUCUUUUUUUUGCCUGAAAAUUUAGGUCGCUGUGCUUCACGGUCACCCCGACUAGCACAGAAAAUUUCAGCUCAAAAAUCGGCCGUUUUCCAUGUUUUUAACGGGUGGGAAAGUGCGUGUUUCCCCAUUCACUUACAUGUACCAAACUGAGAGAUGUCCUCCAGUUAAAAUUUUCGGUCACGUGAGGGGGGGAUCUACGCUCAUUUGACCUUUGGUGAAAUCACCCUAUAGACCUGCAUGUCUUUUGGGAUGUGAGAGAAAACAGGAGCACUCGGUGGAAACGAUAGAUGAAGAACGUGCAAACUCCACGCAGACAGCAUCCGACACCAGGACUGAGCGCGGGCUCGAGCGCCGAGGUAACGGCUUUUAGCGCGAUACCGGUCACAGGCUGGUACAUGAAGGGGGAAAGAGGUCUGAACUAUGGUAGUAUUCCAGUCACACGCUGCAUUCCUCGGCAGAGCACACCACUGCGCGCUAUUGGAAUGCAGCCAGCGUCCCGUCAGGCCGGGCUCUGAACACAAUGUCCCGUCCCGUUCACCAACACCGGGAAUCCCAACGUUAUGUGUGGCUGGGCGCACGCUGGCCCGCGGCUUCGAGCGGAAAACCCAGGUACCCCCCAAACCCAUGUUCCUGAAACCGGCAGUUCGUGGUCCCACUAAUGAAAUCCAGAUGUGGUUUCGUUGGCUCCCACGGCUUCCUGGCUCGCUGCUCGUACACUGAAACGCCUUCCUCUGCAUCCAGCUGCACCGCUCUUCGCAAGCGCCGGCAGCUUGUCACCUGGCGUCCCGCGGCUCGCUGUCUCAUGCCCAGCGCUCAGAUGUGACUGAAUAAAAUAAACAUACCCCAUAGUCAGCCUGUGAACUAGACCUGGGCAACAUCAUUGAAGAGUUGGUCUGUGAAUUUCAGAACCGCACCCAGAGGCAGCACGUGAAUCCCAACCCUGUACAAAACCAACCAGUGAACAUCAACCAAAAAUAACUGGCCUGUGAACUCCAGCCAGUAUAAAACCAAACAAGAUCAGUUUGUGAAUCCCAGUACUGUACAAAACCAGUCCGUGAACCUCAACCCUGUAUAAAAUCAGCCGAUAUAAACGAACUCUGUAUAAAGCAGUCCCUGAAACGCCACCCUGUAUAAAAGCAGAAAGAACCCCCACCCUGUGUAGAACGGCCCGUGAUAUCAGCACAGACUUACUCCACUGUGACCUGUAAAAUUCAGUGGCGCACAAUUGUUCUGAAGAUCAAUUGGUGCCCAUCUAGCCGUCGGCCAGCUUUCCAGGAAUAGCCCGUACCUCCGGGGAUCAUGAGACUGAGAAGGAAGGGUGAUCUCAUCUGCACUGUUCUCCUGCUUUCUGCACUUUGCAUUCUGCUUUACUUCCAAAUGCAGUCUGUAAGUCAGUGGGCGGACGAACAAAAAGGUGACGGGGUAUCAGGCACUGAACGGCCCAUUACGGUGCAAACCGCGGAGGCGGUAAGUCAAAUACCCUCUCCUAGUGCAGGGUCAUCGGUGGAGAACAUCUGCCGGCUCGGCCAGGGUGUGGAGAGAGGGUCAGUUCAGGCGGCAACACUUCCAACCGCAGACCCGUUACCCUGGAGCUACCGCCAGUACCUCUGGCAGAAAGACUGCCGCGAGUUCAGUCAGAUCAUCAACCAGGUGGACAAGUGCCGGAAGGUGAACGGGGAGCCGCUCCUGCUGGUCUCCAUCAAGUCCAAGGUGGAGGAGUUUGAACGGCGGGAGGUGGCCCGCAACACCUGGGCCCGCGAAGGCCGAGUCCACGGGCUGCAUGUCCGCCGGCUCUUCCUCUUGGCCACCCCCGCCAACCAGAGCGCCCUGGCCUCCUGGAGGCGCCUGGUGCAACUCGAGAGCCAGGUCUACCGCGACAUCUUGCUCUGGGACUUCCAGGACACCUUCUUCAACCUGACGCUGAAGGAGAUCCACUUCCUCAAAUGGCUCGACCAGUUCUGUCCCGCCGCCGAGUUCGUCUUCAAGGGAGACGACGAUGUCUUCGUCAACAUGGAGAACAUUGCCGACUUCUUGCUGGGCGUCAACCCCAAGGCGGACCUGUUCGUUGGGCACAUUAUUUCCCAGGCGCUCCCCAUCAGGUCCAACAGGAGUAAGUACUACAUCCCCGAGAUGAUGUACGGCUCGGGGGUUUACCCGGUGUACGCGGGCGGCGGAGGCUUCAUCAUGAGCGGGCACACGGCCAGGAGGCUCUAUGGCGCCAGCAAGGAGGUCGACCUCUUCCCCAUCGACGACGUCUUCCUGGGCAUGUGUUUGCUCCGGAUAGGCCUCACGCCGCAAACCCACAAAGGGUUCCGGACCUUCGGUAUCGUGCGGCCUUCCGCCGCCCCGCACCUGCAGACCUUCGACCCUUGCUUCUACCGGGAGCUGAUGGUGGUGCACAGCCUGAAGGUGCCCGAGGUGUGGCUGAUGUGGAGCCUGCUCCACGACCCAGGCCUCACCUGCGCUCGUAAAAUGUCGGCCCGGCGCCCGUUCCGCUGGAGGGCCAAGAAGAAGGCGACACCCGGCCCUGCAAGGAAAGCGAAGCACUGACGGCGGGGUGGAGGGUGGGGGAUCUCUCCCGCCUCAAGUAGACAGGGGUGGGGAGUCUCUCCCACCCGGAGAGAAACGGGGAGGGGUUUCUCCCGCCUCAAGAGACCC